UUCGCUCAGUAAAUAUAAUCGUUUUCUCUGUAAACCACAAUCUACCACAAUGACUGAGAAAGCCGCUAAGAAGAAAGUACCACCCAAACAUCCCAAAUUCAAGGAGAUGAUUAAAGCUGCCAUAACAGCUCUUAAAGAGAGGAACGGUAGCUCUCGAGCCAGCAUUGCAAAGCACAUAUUGGCAAACAACAACGUCGAGAAUAACACUCAGUUCCUGAGCAACUUGAGGCUUGCUUUGAGACAUGGUGUUGAUGGGGGUUCCCUGAUCCAGACUAAAGGCUCCGGUGCUUCUGGUUCUUUCAAGGUAGCUAAAUCCGACAAGGCUAAGAAACCUGCGAAGCCUAAGGGAGCUGCUAAGAAGAAAGUGGCUGCCAAGAAGAAGCCCAGUGGCAAGAAAGGUGCUGCUGCUAAAAAGGCAAAGGCCACAAAAACAGCAAAACCCAAGGGUGCCAAGUCGCCAGCUAAAAAGAAGCCAGCAGCUAAGAAGACACCUAAGAAAGCUCCCGCAAAGAAGGCUCCCGCAAAGAAGCCUGUUGCUAAGAAAACCAAGCCUGCCAAGAAAGCCGCUGCUAAGAAGUAAAUUGAGCAAGCGUUUUAUUUUCCACAACUCAAAGGCCCUUUUUAGGGCCAUUAUUCCCUCUUGAUAGUCAUCUUAGGGCAGUCACGAUGUGCUUUUCUCCCUCGCAAGAGUUUUCUGUUACAUUUUCUUUUGUGUUAUG
Octopus sinensis (East Asian common octopus) is the source of this 719-nucleotide messenger RNA. Its product is annotated as histone H1-like. Bases 50 to 580 code for a protein of 176 amino acids. Gene Ontology annotation, molecular function: nucleosomal DNA binding; double-stranded DNA binding; structural constituent of chromatin. Gene Ontology annotation, biological process: nucleosome assembly; negative regulation of DNA recombination; chromosome condensation. The transcript has a single exon. Gene Ontology annotation, cellular component: nucleus; nucleosome. The record is from RefSeq and is a predicted model, not a curated record. Lineage: Eukaryota; Metazoa; Mollusca; Cephalopoda; Octopoda; Octopodidae.